UGUGACUCCAUGACUCACUUCUUACCAUCAUCCCCGAUCCUCUUUUCGUUGUUCCGAACCAUAUGGAGUUAGUAUUCCCGUACCCUGCACAAGCAUUAACUUGUUUUGGUCAUAGCCGGAGUUCUGGAAAGAGGGGUAGAUUGGUACGGCUCGAUUCACUACCACAACAACCUCUUAAAUCUAAGAGGUGUGCAAGGAAGCCUCCAUCCUCUCCACAAAGUCCAUCACUGUCACAUUCAGUUCACUUUCAUUUUACUCCAAUGGCUAGCAAAGAAGAUAUUGAGAACAUUCACAAGUCCAUCGAGGCACUUUCUACCAUGAUGCAAACCCUCACUACUAAGGUCACUACCAUGGAACAAAACAAUGCCACUAUUGUUGCAGUGGAAAAGGUGAAAGAAAAGGUGAGCAAGAAUUCUGAAGAUCUCACCUACGUGGAACAACCUUCCACUACUUUGGCUGUGAAGGAUAAGCUCCCUGAAUAGUUCUCCACUGCAGACAUACCAAAUUUCAAACCUACUGACAAUCCAAUGUUCCAUUUGAAGGCUUUCUCUACAACCAUGGCUCUUAAAGGAUUAGAGGUGGCACUCUUCUCUACAGUGUUACCUCUCUAUUUGGAGUAUGCUUGCCAACAAUGGUUUUAUUCUCUAUAUUUCAAGUAUACUACAAUUUGGGAAGAUGUCACUGAAAGUUUCAGGAAUCAUUACAAGUGUAACAUUCAAGUUUGAACUUUUGAACGUGAGCUCUCCAUCCUCAAACAGAAAGAAAAUGAAGGGUUCACCACCUAUCUGAGUAGGUGGAGAGAAACAGCUGCACAAAUAGUGGAGCCACCAUGGUUCAUCUCUUUAUCCUUAAUUUGAAUCAUAAGUACAUGCCACAUCUUAGAUUCCUUCCAUUGAACACUUUCAAAGCUGUAUACGAUAUUAGCAUUAACAUUGAGGACGAGCUAAUAAAGACCGCUAGUAGUAGUAACAAUAAUAACACUUGGAAAAAAAAAGGAACAACCCUUCCUUCUUCUAUGCCUUCUAAGCCCGAAAAAUACGACUAACAAUGUAAGCAAGUACCAUCUCAAUGAAGUUCUAGCUCUUGAUGCUCCCCUUCCAAAGAAAAGGAGAACUUACACUCCUUUAGGGAUGACUUAUGAUGUUGCCUUUAAUCGCCUCUACAAUCAAGGUCUGAUUACACCCAUUGGACCAUUCCUAGAGCCGAAACCUGAGGAAAGGAGUGCCAAGUGGAAUCCCAAUUCCCAUAGCAAGUUCCAUCAAGGAAGGGGCCACACUACUGAGCAAUGUUGGAAUUUGAAGAUUGUUAUUCAAGAUCUAGUGGAUGCCAACAAACUUCUUGUCCCUCCAGGUGGCAAGAAGCGACAAGCAGCAAUGAAGACAAGGCCAAGAUGAGCACUUUUGUGCAAGAUUUCAUGAUAUUAUUUCUUUUUAUCAUUCAUUUUACUUUUCCCCUCUUUAUGUCUAGCAUAGGUUAUUUCAUUCCCAGACUCUAUUGUGUUUUAUGUAAUCUGUUUAUUCACCUUUUCAUCAAUAAAAUGAGCAUUUUUUCCUUUUAUAUCUCGAUCAUGCCACUCUUCAACAAAAAAAAGAAAAAAAAAAUCAAUUGCCGAACCAAACACAAGGUUUGCCGAUGAUUCGAGGCACCCUUUGCAGCCCUUUAUCUCCCAAUAAACCAUUCAAAUACAUAGUCCAUUAUUUCAAUAACCAUUUUGAGCCUCGCCCAAUGAUUGGCCUUCAUUUCUUCAACCCACAUUCACCUAACCUU
This is a messenger RNA of Chenopodium quinoa (quinoa), 1767 nucleotides long. RefSeq lists its product as uncharacterized. The record is from RefSeq and is a predicted model, not a curated record. NCBI's taxonomy places the organism in Eukaryota, Viridiplantae, Streptophyta, Magnoliopsida, Caryophyllales, Amaranthaceae. The coding region runs from base 63 to 482 and encodes 139 amino acids. The transcript is spliced from 2 exons.